CUUCAUCGUACUUGAUAUACUUUCACUAACAGUAUCUCUUAGCUAUACUUUACACAUCCCACUCAAAAUGGCAUCCAACGACUAUUACAACCAAAGCAGCGGUGGCGGUGGAGGAGGAGACUACGGCCGCAAUGAACGCCGAGGAGACGGUCGUGAAGAGUACGGAAGAGACAGCAGAGAUGACCGAUACGGAUCGGGAGGAAACAGUGGUGAAUACAACAACCGUCCCUCGGGUGGGGGCGGAGGAUACGGAGAGGAACGACGACACGGCGGAAACGAGUAUAAUGAUCGUCCAUCCGGCGGUUACGGAGGGGGCAACACGGGCAGCUCUGGGUAUGGUGAUGGAGGACGUCAGCAUGGUGGAGGAGGCGGAUAUGACGAACGCCCCUCGGGUGGUUAUGGAGGGAACAGUGGGGGAUAUGGCGACGGACAAAGCAAUUACGAACAGCAUCCAAGUGGUGGACAAGGGGGCUAUGGUAACUCAGGCGGAGGACAGCACUCUUCAUCGUACGGUAACAAUGAGUACAACGACCGUCCAUCUGGCGGGUACGGAGGACAGAGUGGAGGAAACUACAGCGGCUCAGGAGCUCAACAACACUCUUCUACCCACGGCGGAAGCGGUGGCGGCAGCUAUAACGACUCAUCAGACGAGUACUCGGAAGCCGCCCAGCACGCUUCAUCUCACGCCGGCGAUUCCGGCGACUCCAGCCUCUUCAGUACUGCGCUGGGUCUUCUCUCCGGCAGCAAGAGCAAGCUCCAAAACGAAGAUGUCGACGAGGACGACGCCGUAAAGCAGCAUCAGAAAUUCUACGGCAACGGAAACAACCAGGAGCAGGCUAGUUCGCAGAACGUGGGCUCUGCUGCUGCCAUGCAAGCUAUGAAGAUGUUCACGGGUGGUAAGGAAGAAGAUGGGAAAGGUGGGCAGAACAAGUUUAUUGGUUUGGCUAUGGCGCAGGCUGCGCAGCUGUUUGAUCAGCAGAGUAGCCAGGGGAAGACGCACCCGCAAGCUACCAAGCAAGACGCCGUUGCUCAGGCUGCUCAGAUGGCGCUGAAACUUUACUUGAAGGGUGGCAGUGGAGGUGGGCAUACUGGAAGCGGUGGGGCUGGAGGCUUGUUGAACUUGGCUAGUAAAUUCCUAAAGUGAGACGUUGAAAUACGUGGGAGAUAGGUUAUCAGUAAUGAAGAAUGAAUGAAUUGAAAUUGUAAUUGGAAAUAUUU
Messenger RNA from Periconia digitata, 1218 nucleotides. The record is from the annotation of a GenBank genome assembly. NCBI's taxonomy places the organism in Eukaryota, Fungi, Ascomycota, Dothideomycetes, Pleosporales, Periconiaceae.